AUGGGUGUGAGACUGCAAUACUCGAGACGGGAAAACAAACAAAACACGCCACGCGUCACCCGGAAACCCGCCCUCGGGGGCCGUGCCGUGGGCCCAUCGCCGCGGUUCCCCCCCGAUCUCUCGCUCGCUCCAGGCUUCCAGGCUCAUCGGAAUUGUAAUCUGGCACCAACUCAAUCCGAACCACACACAACCUCAACCAUGGGUAGGUCUGAGGGCGACAAUGUUUCCCCGAAAGACCGGGUGCUCUCGCCCCGGCACAUCGAGGGCUUGAUCGCUGCAGGACAGUCGAUCGUCAUCAUCGACCGGAGAGUGCUUCGCAUCGACGCGUUCAUUCCGUACCAUCCCGGCGGUCAUAAACCGAUCCAGCAUCUGAUCGGGAAAGAUGCCUCGGAUGAGGUCAUGGUCUUCCAUUCGGAGGAGAUUCGAAAGCAGAUGUUCCGGUACCAAAUCGGUAGAAUUGAGGGCCGGUGGCGGAAUUUUGUACCGCCCAUUCAGGGUGGUCGGUUUCGAGCUUCUGUGGAAGAGAAAGAGAAAGAGACAGAUGAACAACAACAACAACAACAUAUCUAUUCGGACGAAAAAUUGCACAGUACCAAUCACUCCGGCAUUGAGCAAGAUGACGGUCGCCUCGACCCCAUAUCGCCCGCAGUUACCGAGCUGAACACCAAAGAGGAACAGGCCUUCCUGGACAGCGAGACAAAAAAAGAAAUCAGCCUGACCCUAACGCGCUACCCACCCCUGGACGAAGCCACGCAGGGCGAGAUUAUCGAGAAAUACCGACGCCUCUAUGACCAAAUCCAAGCCGAAGGGCUGUAUGACUGCAACUACAUGGCAUACGCGCGGGAAUUCGGACGCUGCGCCCUGAUCUUCGGGGUCAUGCUAUUCUUCCUGCACAUUGAAUGGUAUUGCACCAGCGCAGUCUUCCUGGGCUUCUUCUGGUCGCAGUUGGUAUUCUCCGCCCACGACGCAGGCCAUAUGGCCAUCACGCACAACUUCACGAUCGACAACCUCAUCGGGAUGACCAUCGCGGCGCCAAUCGGGGGCCUUUCGCUCGGGUGGUGGAAACGCACCCACAACGUGCACCACAUCGUGACCAACGCCCCCGAGCACGACCCGGAUAACCAACACCUGCCAUUCUUCGCCGUGAACCACCGCUUCAUGGGGAACAUCAUCUCGACCUACCACGAGCGCCUCCUGCCCUACGACAAGAUCGCCAAGUUCCUCGUCCCCUACCAAGCCUACCUCUACUACCCGAUCCUCGCCCUGGGCCGAUUCAACCUCUACGUCCAGUCCUGGAUCUUCCUGAUCCAGGGACAGGGCCCCCGAAAGGGCAUCGCGUGGUGGCACCGGUGGUUCGAAAUCGUCGGCAAUGUGAUAUUUUGGAUUUGGUUCGGAUACGGGCUCGUCUACCGGUCCAUUCCCAGCGCGUGGAGCCGAUUUCUCUUCGUGAUGAUCAGCCACAUGGUCACCAUGCCGCUCCAUGUGCAAUUCACCGUGUCGCAUUUCGCCAUGUCGACGAUGGAUCUGGGCCCGCAUGAGUCGUUCGCGCAGCGCAUGCUGCGCACCACCAUGGAUGUCGAUUGUCCCGAGUGGUUGGAUUUCAUCCACGGGGGCUUGCAGUUCCAGGCUAUCCAUCAUUUGUAUCCCCGCGUCCCGAGACAUAAUCUGCGGCGCACGCAGAAGCUGGUGCUGGAGUUUUGCAGGGAUGUCGGCAUUCCGUAUGCGUUGUAUGGGUUUGUCGGCGGCAAUAAGAAGGUCGUGGGGAGCUUGGCCGAGGUGAGUCGCCAGGCGGCUAUUUUGGCAAAGUGUCAGCAGACGAUUGCCGAACGGGGCGACUUGCUUCAUGGUCGUUGA
Aspergillus heteromorphus CBS 117.55 is the source of this 1854-nucleotide messenger RNA. RefSeq names its product fatty acid desaturase. Lineage: Eukaryota; Fungi; Ascomycota; Eurotiomycetes; Eurotiales; Aspergillaceae. The record is from RefSeq and is a predicted model, not a curated record. The transcript is spliced from 3 exons. Gene Ontology annotation, biological process: lipid metabolic process. Gene Ontology annotation, molecular function: heme binding; oxidoreductase activity, acting on paired donors, with oxidation of a pair of donors resulting in the reduction of molecular oxygen to two molecules of water. Gene Ontology annotation, cellular component: membrane. Bases 1 to 1854 code for a protein of 617 amino acids.